Diaporthe amygdali is the source of this 4317-nucleotide messenger RNA. RefSeq lists its product as uncharacterized. Gene Ontology annotation, cellular component: catalytic step 2 spliceosome. The record is from RefSeq and is a predicted model, not a curated record. The transcript is spliced from 4 exons. Gene Ontology annotation, molecular function: mRNA binding; helicase activity. Gene Ontology annotation, biological process: mRNA splicing, via spliceosome. Lineage: Eukaryota; Fungi; Ascomycota; Sordariomycetes; Diaporthales; Diaporthaceae. The coding region runs from base 1 to 4317 and encodes 1438 amino acids.
AUGCCCCCAGCAAAGAGACAGAGGAAGAGCACCGCGAAAACCACGCAGGCGGCGGCCCCAAAGGCCGUGGAGGCGGUCACAGAGGAAGGGUCCGAGUUUGCGCGAGUCGCGAAGCAACACUGGCUGAAGGCCUCCAAGAGGACUACGAAAGUGAAGGUCAAGAACGAUGUUUUGAAGCAGGAUAUAUGGGAUCCUCUGGAGAAAGAGAAGUUCCCAUCGGCAGCACUCGUGGAGCUGGAGAGUUUACAGGUCUUGGAAAGUUAUCUCUGGCCCGGAUAUAGCGAAGCGUCCUCGAACCAUCACGUCCUCCUUAUUGUGCUGAUCACCAAUGCGAAACGACGGGAGCACCUACAGACAUGGGGCAUCUUCGAAGAACGUCCGGACGAUUUCUCGGCCUUGUUCCGGCGCAUACUCUCCAUGAGCCUGGAUCGCUCGCUAUCAGUCGUUGUCCGAACUCACAUUCUAUCCUUCGUGAUUCACGCCUUCCAGAGCUUGGACUAUGCGAUCGUGCGAAAGGAGUGUGCACCUCUGGUAUCGAUAUCCAUGUGGCACAAUUUGUCGACGGAGAAGAAAAGGGAUGAGAAAUUGACCGAGCAUAACCAAUUGCGCAAAGCUUGGAGGGCGUCGGCGAAGAGAUAUGACUCCGCGGACGAGCCAACCAAGGCUCGGUUACGUUUCGACAGGUCUUGGUUAUACACCCUUGCCCUCGACUUCUUAGGCCUUCUCUACUCCGAGCACGUCUCAAAAGAUGACGUUGUGUACUGUGAGCGAUUCGCCGAAUUUCUCUCCGAUCUCCAGAGCCAACUGCCGACCCGGCGGUACGUCAAUUACCUGCUGCAAGACCUGCACAUCCUUCCAGCGGCCGCCUUGUCGCCUACCUUCAACGACGAGGAGAAUGGGCUCCUACGUGAUCUCAUUGCCCUACUCUCUCAUUACACACAUUUCACAAUCGACGACCAGACAGGGGCUCAGCAAGGCAAGACUCAGGCGUAUGAACGGCAUUGCGCAAGACUUGCAAAAUUGCAGAGGACUGCCCUGAAACAUUUCAAAGAAAAGUUGACUGUUCUUGCCCUCUCGAACUAUGCUGCGAUUGACGACAGGAGAGAGCUCGAAAAUCUCCUUGCGCCCCUCACCGAUGAGGAAUUACUUCAACUGUCAGCCCUGCUCGAUCUGCGGACGGCUUACCCAGAAUCAACGGGGUUGACUGUCGAUCGCAAAUUCUUGCUUGAAGUGUUGUCUUCUACCUUUGAGAGGCGGAAAACGUUCCAGGAAAUCGUCCGGGAUAUGAGUCUCUUGCCGACCGAAGACACCUUGUUCGAACAGAGCCUGCUUAGGACUGACUCCUACGAUGGAUCACACCCAUUAGCGAUACCAAAGCUCAACUUGCAGUACUUGUCUGUGGGGGACUUUCUUUGGAGGUCAUUCGUUCUCUACAGGUGUGAGUCGUUCUAUGGCAUACGGCGAGACAUUGAAGAUGUCCUGCGGAGGCUGAAGCCGGAGACUGGGAGGACCGGCGAGGUAGCAUUCCCGGGAUUCUCCAAGAUGGCUCUUUCGAUUUCGAAACCGUCGAUUCUAGAAGUCAUGCCCGCACUGGUGGGCGACGAUAAGCCUGCCAUGGUGCGUGCGGAAAUAGUCAUCGAUGUCCGUCGCCUCGCUGACAACGUCCGUCGUGAAUGGGAGGCAUUGCGACCAGACGAUGUCGUGUUUCUCCUGGCGGUUGAAGCCCCAAAAUCAAAAAAGACGUCGCUUCAAGCGACGGAGACCGAAAAGCUGGGUCUUCGGUCUGUACGAUGUGGCGAAAUCAUACAGAUCCUAGAUGACAAGGGCCGUGCCAUCAGAGAUUCUUCCGCAUACUUUGAUGGCCAUUCGCGGAGCCCGGUGAGAAAAUUCCAGCUCAAGCUGGAUGCCAAAAUGUAUAAAAUCGACCAGCAAAGGGUGUCCGCUGGCAAGCCUGACGUGUAUGAGAGCAUCAAUCUCGUCAUGCGCAGGAGCGGCAGAGAAAAUAAUUUCAAGCCUGUACUGGAGUCGAUCAAGAACCUGACUUUGUCAGAGGUUCCUUUGGCAUCAUGGCUGCAUGAAGUCUUCCUUGGAUACGGCGACCCGGCAGGCGCAUCGUAUAAACAGCUGCCAAACCGUCUCAAAACGGUUGAUUAUCGUGAUACAUUUCUCGACUGGCAACACCUGAUAGAGAGCAUGCCUGGCAAGAUCAUCGAGCCCGGUGAUGAUGUUACUGGUAGCUUCGGGCCACCUUACGUUCUGGAGACUGCGGAGCGACCUGCAGAGCGGCCGCCAUCUAAGCCAUCCAAAAAGAGGCGGAGAGAUGCGGAACCCGCCCUGAUAGCUGAUGUCGAAACUGUCAAGGUCUCGACAUAUAAUCCUCCAAACAACGGACCGUACCCAGUCGAUGCUCCGAAGUUGAACGCCGUGCGCUUCACUCCUGCUCAAAUCGAGGGUAUCUUGUCCGGAACGCAACCUGGACUUACCGUAGUGGUUGGGCCACCAGGAACCGGCAAGACCGACGUUGCAACUCAAAUCAUCAACAAUAUCUACCACAAUUUCCCCGAGCAGCGAACACUGCUGAUAGCACACAGCAACCAGGCCUUGAAUCAAUUAUUCGCAAAAAUAGUGGCUCUUGACAUCGAUGAACGUCACUUGCUUCGUCUGGGCCACGGGGAAGAAGAUCUAGGCACAGAGGGCAACUUCAGCAAACAUGGGCGAGUUGAGUCCUUCCUCGAGAACCGCGAUGGGUAUCUUCAGGAAGUGACUCGUCUAGCUGCCAGUAUUGGGGCCCCAGGAGCACAUGGCAAUUCUUCGGAGACAGCGGGUUACUUCAACUCUGUCUAUAUCCAGCCUGCGUGGUCCAAAUUCUCCGAAUUAGCCACAUCUGAGGAUACCUCAGCGGCGGACAUUGUGGCAGCAUUCCCUUUCCACUAUUACUUCUCUAAUGCCCCCCAACCCCUAUUCCCACCCGAGGCAGACCGUGAGCUGGUCAUGAACAUUGCCAAUGGCUGUUAUCGACACAUUUCUAAGAUAUUCUCCGAGCUUGCCGAUGCUCUUCCUUUCGAGAUCUUGCGACGCGACCGGGAAAAGGCGAACUACCUGCUCACGAACGAGGCACGCAUAGUCGCAAUGACUUCCACGCACGCCGCGAUGAGGCGCGGAGAGAUUGCCCAACUCGGAUUCCACUACGACAAUGUCGUAAUGGAGGAAGCUGCCCAGAUCACAGAGAUUGAGAACUUCAUUCCGCUAGCUAUGCAGAAGCCUAAAGAUGGACAGAUGCCCUUGCAGCGGGUCGUGCUCUGUGGUGACCACUUUCAAAACUCCCCCGUCGUCCAGAAUCUUGCAUUCCGUGACUUCGCAAAUUUGGAGCAGUCCUUAUUUUCUCGCCUCAUUCGUUUGGGAGUACCAGCUAUCACACUCGACCAACAGGGUCGGGCUCGCCCAUCAAUCGCCAAACUCUACCAAUGGCGGUACAACAACUUGGGCAACCUGCCCCAUGUCGAGAGCGCAGAGGAGUAUCUUGUCGCCAAUGCUGGGUUCAAAUACGACUACCAAUUCAUCAAUGUGCCGGACUACAAGGGCAAGGGCGAAGUCGAGCCCACGCCUCACUUCAUUCAAAAUCUGGGGGAAGCCGAGUACGCCGUGGCAAUCUACCAAUACAUGCGCCUGCUCGGGUAUCCUGCCUCCAAGAUCAGUAUCCUUACCACUUACGCUGGUCAGCGGGCACUGAUCAGAGAUGUUCUUGGCCAUCGAUGUGCCCGAAAUCCCAUUUUUGGUCUGCCCAAGAUUGUGACUACGGUCGACAAGUACCAGGGCGAGCAGAAUGAUUACAUCAUUCUAUCACUCACAAGGACCUCGAAGGUUGGCUACCUCCGCGACAUCCGCCGGCUCACGGUGGCUCUCUCGCGAGCAAAGCUUGGCCUGUACAUUCUGGGCCGGCGCGAAAUCUUCGAGGGCUGCUUUGAGCUCCGCGAAGCUUUUGAGCAGCUCCUCAAGCGGCCAGACAAGCUGACCUUGGUAACGGGUGAACUUUGGCCAUCUCAGCGUAAAUUAUCCGAGGAUACAAACGAGACGGUGGCUGGCGAGGCAAUCAUGGAGGGUGUGGAGCACCUGGGCCAGUAUGUAUUUGAAAUGACGAGCACCAAGGUCCAGCAGCUACAAGCAGAGAGGGGACAGUCCUCAAACGCAGAGAUGCAGCAGGUUCUGGAUGCUCAGAAAGAGGAGAUCGAGCCGAUUCCUGAAGAGGACGAAGAGGAUGAGGAGGCGGAGGAGGCGGAAGAGGGUUCCAAUCAGGAGACCGAGGCUGAGGAGCACUGA